GGCUAUAUAUGAUCGGCAAUAUAACCCGCAGGACAUGCCAGUCGACAAGAUUACACAUGUCCUCUAUGCUUUUGCAAACAUUCGACCGACCACAGGAGAGGUUUACCUGUCCGAUGAACAAGCUGACAUCAAAAAGCGAUUUCCCACGGAUUCUGCAACUCAACCAGGGAACAACGUCUAUGGAUGCGCGAACCAGCUCUAUUUGCUUAAGAAGCGUAACCGAAAUUUGAAGGUUCUCCUAUCAAUCGGAGGAUGGACUUAUUCCGAAAACUUCGCACCCGCUGCCAGCACGGAAGCGGGACGCAGCAUGUUCGCUGAGUCGGCAGUGAAACUGAUGUUGGACAUGGGCAUGGAUGGUCUGGAUGUCGACUGGGAGUACCCUAAAGAUGACAAGGAGGCUCAAGAUUUUGCGGCUCUUCUUAAAGCUGUUCGACAGAAAUUGAACUCCGUAGCAGGAGGGCGCAAAUUCCUUCUUACCAUUGCUGCUUCAGCUGGAGCGGAGCAUUAUGAGAAGCUGCACUUGAAGGAGAUGGGCCAGGACCUUGAUUUUAUCAAUAUUAUGGCGUACGAUUACGCUGGCUCUUGGUCUGCCAUGGCGGGCCACCAGGCAAACCUUAGACCGUCAAUGUCAAACCCGCAGUCAACAUCCUUUUCCACUGAAGCCGCACUCGAUUACUACAUCAACACGGGCGGCAUCCCCGCCUCAAAACUUGUCCUCGGAAUGCCUCUCUAUGGCCGAGCCUUUGCUAACACGGAAGGUCCUGGCAAGCCCUACCAAGGAAACGGAGGUGCUGGAAGCUGGGAACCGGGAAUCUGGGACUACAAAUCUCUCCCACAGCCUGGUGCCAAAGAAUUCAUGGAUCCGAUGGUAAACGGCGGAGCCGGUGCAUCGUGGAGUUAUGAUCCCAGCAAGAAGCUUAUGAUCUCCUACGACACCGUGCCAAUGGUUGAAGCAAAGACGAAAUACAUCGUUGACAAGGGCCUGGGCGGAGCCAUGUGGUGGGAGGCCAGUGGUGACCGCGGGGGCAAGGACGCAACCAAGGCUGGUGGAAGCUUGAUUGCCACAUUUGCCGAAGAUGUGGUUAAAGCAGGAAAAAUGGGGCUGGACAAGACGCAGAAUGCACUACAAUAUUCGGAGAGCCAAUACGACAAUAUCAAGGGUUAAACGUCGCGAAAUUAGAUAGUGGGAUGUGGCGCUGGGCUUGCCACACAGGGCCUUUCGAUUCUUACCCCUUUCUUUUCUUCUUUUCUUCUUUUCUUCUUUCUUUUUUUCUCUCAUCUUUUUUCUGCCCUUUUCACUUCAUGCUGUGCAUUCUCCACAUGCUGGACUUACAUUCUUCGUUGAUACCCCGCGCUAUUGUGCCGGACGCAGUGAGAUUCCGCUCUAGAAGGGCUGGAACUACUUAUGAUUGAUGUGAAAUGAUUGCUCAUCUCUUGAUUUGGCUUUUUUUUUUGACUUCGCCUGUAUAUGAAUAUUGUGUGGUAGAUCUGUGGAUGC
This is a messenger RNA of Coccidioides posadasii C735 delta SOWgp, 1498 nucleotides long. RefSeq names its product Endochitinase 1. Lineage: Eukaryota; Fungi; Ascomycota; Eurotiomycetes; Onygenales; Onygenaceae. Gene Ontology annotation, biological process: carbohydrate metabolic process; chitin catabolic process. Gene Ontology annotation, molecular function: chitinase activity; chitin binding. Gene Ontology annotation, cellular component: extracellular region. The record is from RefSeq and is a predicted model, not a curated record.